Cladocopium goreaui is the source of this 943-nucleotide messenger RNA. NCBI's taxonomy places the organism in Eukaryota, Dinophyceae, Suessiales, Symbiodiniaceae. The record is from the annotation of a GenBank genome assembly.
AUGGGUCUGGCUGUGGCGGUGGCGGUGGCGGCCACGCCCAUACUGGUGCUUCAGAUGCAACUGAUCCAGUUACUGAAGUCACCGGUGACUGUGGCCGUUCUGGCCGUGUUCCAUGACCUCAUGAUUGUACUGUACUUUGUUCUGAUGGGCGGUGAGACGUUCUCAGAAGCACAAGUGAUAGGCUAUGCGGUGGAUGACUCAGAACUGUAUCGCUGGCCGCAGCCGUCGCGUCGCGCCUGGCUGGCUCUGGUGGCGGUUGCUGCGGGCGGCUGGGUGCCACGACGUGUGGCGCGGGCGGCGGCCAAGCGAUUGAAAGAGAACUCAGACCUUUGGAAGGUCUCUUAUCCAGCAUUUGAAGCUGGAGACGAAGUGCUCCAGGAGGUGCAGCUGGUGACCACUGGAGUCCCUGCAGGGCCUCCUGCUCAAUGGGCCGGGCUGUGGCGGGUGAGUUAUGCCCCGCACAUUCGAACCCUGGGAUCGUUAGGCUUCACCAAGUUUGACGUCUACUAUGACAUCGCCCCAUCCGCUGCUGCUAGCCCAGAGAUCUCGUCCUUCGUGCGCUUCGAGGGACCCUUCUGGCGUGGUUGGCUGAAUUCCUCGGGGACCAUCUCGACGCUGUCCGAGGAUGAAGUGCAGGUUGACUUUCAGAACUUCUGGGUGGACUGGGACAGUGAGCAGCCGCGGCGUAGCGGCAGCGACUUUUUCUCGGAGAUCGCCAAGAAGUUCUUCUUUUUGGAGCUGAGCCGAUUCCCUGUCCUAAGCCUUGACACCAGUGAAGGAACCACUGUCUUUCGCUUUCCCGCGCUGGGCGUGCAGAUCGCUGCUUGCCGAGUGGGUCCAAGCGGCUCCGAUCCGCGGCCACUGUGAAUUUCCUGACCGCCCAGAGAUUUUCGAUGGGUCAAAAUUGGGUACCCCAGUAGCUAGCUGGUUGGUGGUUUGGAAC